GGAUACAAAAAUUGAUUGGGAAAUGAAAAUGGAAAAUUAAAUGCAACAAAGAAGCGAUAAUGAUUAACUGACCAAAAUUUUCUAAAAUAAUAUAUUUAUAACUGAUCAGUACAUAAAUUUAAAUAACUAAUCACAUGCUAAAUUACAUGUUUGGUCACCAAAAGUACAUGAAUCUUUCACGUUUGCCACUUGAAUUACUUUUCUUUCUUACGCCACGAACUUUACGAAUCGUUUCACCUUUAGUCACCGACAGUCAAUUUCCGUUAAAUUUCGUUAACUCCGUCAGUUUUCUGAGUAAGUGGCAAACAGAACUGCUGACUGAACUGGUAACUUAAUGACAUGUCAAUUAAAUAAAAAUAAUAAUAAUAAUAAUAAUAAUAAUAAUAAUAAUAAUAACUAACAAGAAGGGAAGGUUAUUACUGUCCCUAACUCUCCCACAAAUAUGCUAUUUCCCCAAGCCAUUGGCAGCGAUGGAGCCUAGCAGAAGAAAAGUAAUCGGCUCCAGCUCUUCCCUCAACAAAGUAGAGACCGCUGAUCUCCUCAUCAAAUUAUUAUUUGCCUGCCGGAGACGUCCAAUACAAUCCUUCUGCAAGGGUCGGAACUCUGUAAUCUUUGCUCCUUAUUUCUCCCGUCGUCUGGCUUCUCACCACCGGAGCCUAUUUGCUGCCGCCAAUGAAUUCGAGAAGCCUGUACUGAUGCUUCCGGUGAAGAUCUUGGCAGCGGAAGGGGGAUCAGUAGUGGCGAUUUCUUGAUUGAAGGCUUUGUUUACAAAGGCUAGAUCGAUGGGGCUCCCGUCGUCUGGCUUCUCACCACCGGAGCCUAUUUGCUGCCGCCAAUGAAUCCGAGAAGCCUGUUCUGAUGCUUCCGGUGAAGAUCUUGGCAGCGGAAGGGGGAUCAGUAGUGGCGAUUUCUUGAUUGAAGGCUUUGUUUACAAAGGCUAGAUCGAUGGGGUUCCCUUCGUCGAUUUCGAAUCCGACGAACCACCUUCUACCUUUCCGCCGUCGCCGCAAGCCGCUUUCCCACCGUUUCCUGGCUUCCCUUCGUCGGCGCCGCCUCCGAUGAACCACCUUCCUUUUCUGCCCUUCGCCGUCACUGCUAGCCGCUUCCAGUUUCACAGAUCUAGAAUAACCCAGCAAAAAGAAGCCAUCGACAUGGGUUUUCAAUUUUGGGCUCCCACUAGAUUUCUCGAACCCUCUUUGUUUCUCUUUGCCCAGUUCUGUUCACGCCCAGAAAGCCAGCGACGGAGAGUGGAUUGAAGAAGUCGCGGAGCCGUUACUCUUGUUGGUGUCAACGACCCUGAAGAGGGAGAUCUGAGAGUCGGCAUUGAAGGUUUUUCGUCUUCCUCUUCCUCGUCGUCAUCCUCGACUUCUCCAUCCUCUAAUUCUCAAUAAUUCGUCGCCUUCAUCUCAAUUCUCUGCUUCUUCUUUGUCCACAUCGGCUCCGCCACUCCGUAAUUUGGCAUCCAUUUGUUCUUGUACGUCUCCGAGAAGUUGGGUGCAGGGAAGGGUUCCGAUCAGCGAGAUUUGGGAGAUAAUCUUGUUUUGAACGAGGAAGAAAGACAGAAUGGUUAGCUCUGGCCGGUGCUAAUUAUUAAUUUAUUUUUAAAUUACAUGUCAUUAAGUUAACGGUCUAGUCAGCAUUUAUGUUCGCCACAUCAUCAAAAAAUUGACGGAGUUAACAGAGAUUGACGGGCGAUGACUAGGGGUGUUCAAACGGUGUGGUUACCAUGGUAACCGUUUUAACCAAUACUAUUUGGAUAAUUGGUUUGGUAAAUUUGGAUAAUUGGUUUUGUUUGGUUAAAGUUUUUAGCUUGUUUGGUUUGGUUUCAGACACUCCUAACCAGUCAAACCAAAUUAACCAGAUAAAUAAUUAGUCAUAUAUCUAAUAUAUACACAUACUUAAUACUUUGAAUUACCACUCAAGAGUUAAACGUUCAUCCCUUUUAGACUCAUAAAAUAUAAAGCUUGAUACUGUUCCUAUAAUGUAUAUUUGUAUAUGUAGAGUGUAGACCACAACAGAUAGGGGUGUUCUCACUUAUUGAUAAUGUGAUUUUAUAUUGGUUAAUCUGGUUAACCAAUUAACCAAACCAAUUAAACUUUAAUUUGGUUAAUUUGGUUAUUGUAUUAGUUUAGACGGUUUGGUUAUGAUAUUGUAUUCCAUGGUUAAUGAAAUUUAGCCUUAUUU
Molecule: messenger RNA, 2184 nt
Organism: Linum trigynum
Lineage: Eukaryota; Viridiplantae; Streptophyta; Magnoliopsida; Malpighiales; Linaceae
Source: the annotation of a GenBank genome assembly